Molecule: messenger RNA, 5027 nt
Organism: Numida meleagris (helmeted guineafowl)
Lineage: Eukaryota; Metazoa; Chordata; Aves; Galliformes; Numididae
Gene: AQP4
Product: aquaporin 4
Exons: 5
Coding region: 443-1468 (341 amino acids)
Biological process (GO): transmembrane transport
Cellular component (GO): basolateral plasma membrane; plasma membrane
Molecular function (GO): water channel activity
Source: RefSeq, a predicted model, not a curated record
GCAUGUGUUCCAAGAGCACAUUCACUGUGAUUCAGCAGCUGAAGGCAGAAUAUUGUUAAGUGAUCAAUAUUCAUAUGUUGGCCAUUCAUCCAUCCAUCCAUCCAUCCAUCCAUCCAUCCAUCCAUCCAUCCAUCCAUCCAUCCAUCCGUCCCUCCAGUGUCUCUAAAGUGAUAUCAGUAAAACUUAAGGGAGCAGCAAGAAGUACUUGUUUCUUUGUAUUUUGCUGAGCUGUAUCUCUAUUAUCUUUGUUGGUAAUCGAACCAAGCACAAGAAUCUUCAGAGUAGUACAGCCUCCAUCAUAAAAGAGAUUGAAUAAUGCUUGUUGCCAUUCCUGAAUUUUAAAACCUUUCUAUUAGUCCGAUCAAAAUGCAGCAUCUGUAUCACAAGUUAUUAGGAUUCACCUCCUUUUUUUUCAAGCUAUAAACGUGGAAAACUGUCAGAAAUGAAACUAAUGUUCUACAAAGGAGUUCAAGAAAAACAUGCCGUCAGAUUUUCUUCAGAAGCUUAUGGACAAAAGAGCUUGAACUUUAAGUGUGGACGACUGUGCAAGUGUGAGAGCAUCAUGGUAGCGUUCAAAGGAGUGUGGACUCAGCCCUUCUGGAAAGCUGUUUCAGCAGAAUUUUUGGCCAUGCUGAUUUUUGUCCUCCUCAGCCUCGGCUCUACAAUCAACUGGGGUGGAUCAGAGAAGCCACUGCCCGUAGACAUGGUCCUUAUCUCUCUCUGCUUUGGACUCAGCAUUGCAACCAUGGUGCAGUGCUUUGGACACAUCAGCGGUGGCCACAUCAACCCUGCUGUGACCGUGGCGAUGGUCUGCACGAGGAAGAUCAGCCUCGCCAAGUCGGUCUUCUACAUUCUUGCCCAGUGCCUGGGAGCCAUCGUGGGAGCUGGCAUCCUCUACCUCAUCACACCACCGAGUGUGGUGGGAGGCCUGGGAGUCACUGCGGUACAUGGGGAUCUUUCCGCUGGCCAUGGACUCCUGGUGGAAUUGAUAAUUACAUUCCAGCUGGUUUUUACUAUUUUUGCCAGCUGUGAUUCGAAACGAAGUGACGUCACUGGUUCAGUAGCUUUAGCAAUUGGAUUUUCUGUUGCGAUUGGACAUUUAUUUGCUAUCAAUUACACUGGUGCCAGUAUGAACCCCGCUCGCUCAUUUGGACCUGCUGUCAUCAUGGGAAAAUGGGAAAACCAAUGGGUUUAUUGGGUGGGACCAAUAAUAGGAGCAGUCCUUGCUGGUGCUCUUUAUGAGUAUGUCUAUUGCCCAGACGUGGAGCUCAAGCGCCGUUUUAAAGACGUCUUCAGUAAAGCUACCCAGCCAUCCAAAGGGAAAUACAUAGAAGUGGAUGACACCAGGAGCCAUGUAGAGACCGACGACCUGAUCCUGAAGCCUGGCAUUGUCCAUGUGAUUGAUAUCGACAGGAGUGAGGACAAGAAGGGAAGAGAUCCAUCAAGCGAGGUGCUGUCUUCUGUAUGACUAGCAAGGAGCACUGAAAGCAGAGAGCAGCCUGCCAGCGAGUCCACAGAUAACCCUCCACCUAUUAAAGAAACAGAUCUCCUCUAAACUGAGCAUCUACCAUUUCUUAAAAGAUAUGGUGAAGGCAGCUGUGUGGUAGUGGCAUCACCAAACCAUACAUCUGCUCAGCUGGAAUAUUAGAACUUCAUUAUAAUUAGGAUUCCCCAUGAAUUAUUCCAAAUAAGGAGUUGUUCCUACUAUUUUCCUUCCUUUCUUUCUGGAACAACCCCAAAGUCAAAAAGAGAUGAAAGCAUUCUUCUUUAAUAAAUCAGUCAAUAAUGAGAUGAAGAUGGAGAUGUUUCACAUUCAGAUUGACAGAUAAGACGUAUCAGGAAAUGCCUAUAGACAUGAAGACCUACUUAUCAGAUUGUUCUUCUGACACUUAAUUGACUGUUGUCAGCUUUGAUUAGAACAUCUUAUCCAUUAAGCAUUCUCUGUGAGGUUCAGGGACACCACCAACAGUAUUUAAGAGUUUUAUCCAAAGUCAAGCGAAGGAGUAUUGUUUCCACUCAUGUAUGUCACUACUGCUUUGCAAACUACCUCUGAAAUAAAUGAUAUUUUAAUAGGCUCCAGAAAAAAUUCGAUCAACCCAUCAAAUUUCACUCACAUGAUUUUCUGUAUAAAUGUAUUACCUUCAUCUCUUCCCAGGAGUAAAUAUGCUGAAAUUGAAUGAUGAAGUCUACUGUAAUAAGGCUGCAAAGCAUUUAACUGUACUUCAUACUCACUUCUGACAUUGUCUAUCUGGUGAAACAUUCUCCUGGGGUUUGACUAUUGACCAUUUCAUGCUAGCAGACUCUCAAGGUCAUGCAAAGAAUAUAAAGGCUUUCCUGUUACUUAAUAACUCAAAUAAGACCUAUCAGAAGAAAAGAAGGCAUAUCUGUUUUCAGUGCACUUGUUCAAAUACAGAUUUCUGUAUGAGUUUAUGUAAACUAAGUGUUUAAAUUACUUACCUACUUUCUUACAAGAUGGUCAGAGAAAUGGGAUUUUUAAUUUAUUAGCAAUGUAGAGAGUUUUAAAUUUUAACUGUAUUGAAACACUGAUUGAGAAAUAUUUUUUAUAACAGAGGAUAAAAACAUGAGUGCUUCUGCCUUUUUGUUGUAACUGACGCCUAACUAGUUGAACAGGAUCCUCUCUUGUUCCACAGCUCAUCUAGUCUUAAUUACAUCUCCAGCAAAGGCCACUUUAUUUGUUGUUCGGAAAAGAUGCAAGCACUUGCAGGGGUUUUGGGGGGAAGAGGAUAUGAAAUCAGUAAUCAGGCUUUCCCCCACAGAAGUAUUUUGAUAGACAUAAUCACCCCACCGGAACAUUUCUAUAAAGCUGUUAAUGACUUACUGCUUUUGCUUCUGAUCAGUGGCUUUGAGUUUUACAACAUGCAGCUGCCAAGCAGUCAGGAGCAUUAUAUUAUUACUGUAAUUGUAUAGUUUUUAUUUUGAAAUUGAAAAGCUAUUCCUGCCUACUUAAGAAUAAGACGAAAAAAAGCAUUAGUCCUGGCUGUGGACUGUAAUAGACUUGUCUCCUCUUUGUCGUGCUCUACAUGCAAUCUUUAUUACAGGGAAUUAGAUGAUUCUAGUGAGAUAAUAAACCACUGCUAGACUCAAAUCUGUGCACUAUGAUCCAAGGGCAAUUCUGCUGUUCCAACUCACAGCACUGUAUAGCUCCAGCCUGUCCUGCUAUAUUCAUUCUUUUACUUUCACACUUUUCUUGCCUUAAAAACCCUGUUAGAAAGUGGCAAAGCUCCCUGCGUUGAGUAGCUAGAGUUGUGAUUCCUCCACCAUUUGCAGUUGGGCCCUGCUCCUGUCUCUGCACAGCACAUGGCACAUAUGGGCACAGGUCAGGGCUUCCUGGGGUGACCCAGUGACAGCCGUGCUCCUGGCCAGAUGCACUCCCCAUCAUGUACCUGCAGAGUAUGGCAAAACAGAUGAUGGUUGUCCCUAGCUGUACCCCUCAGGACAGCAUCGUGGUUCAAGGGCAGGAGCAUGGCUAAGGACCUGCUGGUAUUUGACCUGCUGUGUCAAAUCAGAGAUAAGAGCCAAUCGAGAGCCAAGGAUCACAGAUAAGAGCUAAGCCACAGCAAGAGCUGAGUCUCCUGGGGAUGGGAAACAUAGGUGUGGUGGUUAGACUCCUCUAUGCCUUUUCUUGAAUGGGUAAGUAUCAUUCUAAAUAGAUUCAAUCAGGAAGACUAAAACUUGUGCUUUUUUUUUUUUUCUGUCUAGACAUUUGUUCUGGCUUUUUUUUUUUUCUUCAAACACUGUAUUUGUUAAAGGGACAUUCUGAUUAAACCUUUUUCAUGGCUUAAGCAGGUAAAGUGAAGAGUGUUAUAUACAUAGCACUGGUGGAUUGUUAAAAUUUUUGCAUUUUUAUAUUUAAAGACACUCCUUAGAAGCUUGUAAAAUGUGGAUUUUGCAUGGUGCUGUAUUAUUUAAAUAAGAAGCUGUGAUUUGUUUCAUGCUUAAGGAUCCUUUACACAAAUGUGUGCUGCUUGUUUUCUUCACACAGCCUGAUUCCGCUGCCAAGGUGAGCAUAACAUGAGCAUGGCACUGGCCAACUCAAUUAGGAGAAUUUUUUUCCUUGAAAAAGUUUAUUAGUGAAGUGUGGCAAACACUCAGAACCAGACCUAGGAGAACUCCUCACUCAACAGGAGUAUUGGAAAUAAGAUGCUGAGGCUCCUGAAAAGAUCAAGUGAAAGAAGAGAAGCUGAAGUAAAUAGACCAUUAGCCAAUAAAGGAUGGUGACAUGCAUUGGCCAUUAUUAGGAAAGCAAGAACUGGUAGGUUUGCUCCUGCUCCCGUGGAAUCAGACUCAUUGAGGUUUGUUAUUAGCUGCAAUGGAAUGAUGCUGAGCUUUUUGGGGAGCUGAUGGCUCCUCUCAUGCACUUCACUGUAGUUUUUCCAAAAUAAGCACUUUUAAGCAAGAUAGUAAAUUCUGGAAGGAGAGACGUUCCACUUGAGGUUUAUGACUCACCCUGAAGCAAAUCCUUAGGUGUCACUGCCACCAAAGCCCAUUGUACCCCACAACCGGAAAUCAUCAUUCAUGUAAAGUAACAUCACACUUCAGCACCCCUUAGGACUUAGCUGUAACCUGCAGGGGUAUGUGCUUCUCGAAGUUAUUUUGCAGUGGCAUCAUCAUCAUAAAAUUAUUUAACAUUUUGUUAAAUCAUAGACUGGCAUCACCUUCUUAUGGGUUGAAAACACUUCGCGUAUGUACUGGUUUAUGUUGGUGGAUAUAUAUCACAGUAAGCUUGACAGGCAUUUCAUUGUUAUUCUGGAGUCCUAAAAAAAAUGUGGAUGAGUCUCAUACCCCUCCAUGAUGUCACAGGUGCUUCCAACACAGCAUUUGCACAUUAACAAGCAUAUUCAGAAUAUUUAAUUCCUGGACUUCAGAAGAGAAAGGAUGAAAGCUGAAGGUGGUUAUGGUGAGGCACACAGAUACCUUUCAGGUUGCCUAAAUCCUGAGGAUUUCAUCAGCCAAAUCCUAACUAUUCUCAUGGAAAAAAAAAAAAAAGAAAAAGAAAGAGGGAAAGA